Messenger RNA from Paralichthys olivaceus (Japanese flounder), 1262 nucleotides. NCBI's taxonomy places the organism in Eukaryota, Metazoa, Chordata, Actinopteri, Pleuronectiformes, Paralichthyidae. The record is from RefSeq and is a predicted model, not a curated record.
UGUGGGACUUAUUUACACUCUGGAUGGAAACAUGUCCGGGGACCAGAUCACCUUCACACCGACCCACUGCUCUCCGCCCCGGGAUCCCGGAGCCGCGGGGCUGUCGGAGAUGGAGACUCUGCGGAUGUUCGUGAACCAGCGGCUCACGGCGGCGGUGGAAGACAUCCUGGCGGUGUUCGGUAGAACCGUUUCCCGCUACCGGGAGCAGCUCGACCGCCAGUAGCAGCAGCUGGACGGACUGAAGUCCGAAGAGGGCGCAUGGAUCCGGGCAGCAGACCCUCAGUGCGCCCCCUCCUGGAUCAAAGUGUGUCCUGAGCUGGAACAGAUGGUUCAGGCUGACAGUGCUGAGGUUCUGGGUCCCGGGACUUCAGCCCCCAGGACCUCUGGCCCUCUCAUUAAAUGUGAAGCUGAUGACGGAGGAAGUGGUGACGGAGCCGCGGCCUCAGACUCUGACACAGAUGACAGCGGAGACCACUCGAGACCAGAGGACACAACAGGUCAAAGGUCACCACAGCAGCAGGACGAAGCUUCACUCCCACCGCUGUUCAGCUGUAAAGUUUGCGGGGAGGCGUUCGAGAGGAGGGGUUACGUGGACACGCACACUGUGGCCCACCCUAGAGAUUGCGGCUUGUGUGGGAAACAUCUGGAGCGCCCAGAGAACCUGAAGCCCCACCUGCGGGCCCACAGAGACACAUCAUUUCGCUGCAAUGUCUGCAGACAAACCUUCACGCAGCGUGGGAACCUCAGGACGCACAUGAGGAUCCACUCUGGCGAGAGGCCGUUCGGUUGCACUGUCUGCGGGAAUAGCUUUGGUAGGAGGACGGCGCUAGUGCGCCACAUCCGCAGCCACACAGGCGAGAAGCCAUUCAGCUGCUCGUACUGCGACCGCAGCUUUGUGGAGAAGGGAAACCUGACAGUACACCUGCGGACGCACAUCGGGGAGCGGCCGCACUGGUGCUCUGUCUGCGGCCGACGCUUCAGUCAGCUAUCCUGCUUCCAGAAACACCCGUGUCAGAGGAGAGGCCUCAGCCCUACAUAAACCGUGAUAUGUGACAGGUGUCCUAACUCUGAACAUGGAGGAGCUGACCAAAGCAAACAUGGAGAAAAGGAUUGAAGACUUACAAUGCACAAAAAUAAUGUUAGAAAUUUAAUUUGAAGAGUCAACAUUGUGUCUAUUUAAAGGUACAGUGUGUAGAAUUUAGUCAUAUCUAGUGUUGAAAUUGCAUGUUGCAGCUGAACACCCCUCACCUCACCCUCUCCUU